AUGCCCACGAUACUAGUGUACGGGAAGAUCAACAUGGACGUCGUCGGCGACGAUCUCCGGCCCCGCGACUCACGCACCUGCAACAGCACGCACGCGUCUGCGCACCGCCGGGCCCGCCGAGCACCCUAUCAUAGCCACAGCACACGAGCCGCGGACGCCUCGCGCGCGCCCCGCUCCGUCGACCCCACCGCCGACGGCUCCGUCGUCCCGCAGACGCCCUCGCGCCGCUCAAGCCUCCUCAGUCCUGUCCACCCCCCGCCUCCCGACGACGGCGGCCUCCGCUCGCGCUGGUCCGCCUCGACACAAACCCAGCAACCGACCUCUCCUGCCCCUUCUGGUGACGGCGAGGGAUCUGGGGCUGCCCCGCGCCAGCGCGAGCGCAGCGACGCGAAACGCCCCAGCUCGCGGCGGUACGGCCGCAUCUUCGAGCGCACGCCCCCGGGGCUGCUGUUCCAGCCUCCGCCGUCCCCGCGGUUUUCCCCGCUGCCGACACCGCCGUCCCGUCCCCAGCGCAACCCGUUCCUGCGCGAGCUUGCGCCGAGCUCGGCGGGGCGGGCGGGUCCGUCCAGUCCGUGGAAGGGGAAGGGCCGCCAGGUGUAUGUCGAGGGAUUCGAAAGAUCCUUCGCAAAAGUCGAUAAGAGCGAGGAGCUCCCGACACCCCCCGACUCUCCGAGGGAUCUGUCGGCCCGGGUCGACGACUGUAUCGCAGCGACGGCCUUUCUGUGCGACGUAUUCACCCCGUGCGACGUAGGGAUCGCCAGCGUCGUAGCGACGUCCUGCGUCUCUCUCAACAGCUCCCUGCACGCGAUCAAAACCAUCCUCCGAGACACGGCGCGGCACGAGUCCUCGCUGCCCGCCGGCGGUGGGACAAGCGAGUCCUACCACUCGUGGUCGGCGCGGCACGCCGAGAUCCUCUCGUCACUCGAAAGGAAUCUUGGAAACUACUAUAACCUCGCGGCGCACUACGCAGAGCACCCGCCGCGCGUGACUAGACUCGACGGUUUUACGACCAUGCUGGAGGAGUGCGCGCGCAAGUUCACGGAUAUCGCGGGGAAGCUAGACAUGUCGCUCGCGAAGCUCCGCCGCGUCCUGCUCCGCGCGCGAUACAGGCGCGAGCAUCGGCGCGCGGUGGAGUGUCUCGCGGACGAGCGCCGCCGCCGAUCGGUGUUCAACCAGGCGUUCGCGGUAUACACAGAGCGCCUGCGCGAGCUAAAGCGGCAGCUGAGGGAUGUGACUGCGGGAGUACAGAAUACGCCGCGGCGGGGGUGA
Molecule: messenger RNA, 1269 nt
Organism: Gloeophyllum trabeum ATCC 11539
Lineage: Eukaryota; Fungi; Basidiomycota; Agaricomycetes; Gloeophyllales; Gloeophyllaceae
Exons: 4
Coding region: 1-1269 (422 amino acids)
Source: RefSeq, a predicted model, not a curated record